UGCCUUUGCUUUUACCAAUUUUAAUUUUCAAUUUAAUAAUAGCAGUGAGGUGAGAUAAGGCUUGUUGGUGCGUUUCGGUACUGGUAUUUUGUCACGUUGGUGCUUAGCGCGGUAAUUACGUAAGGCGUUACAACUGCCGGGUGGUGUCGGGUUUCUAUGAUUUGGGGAUUAUAUACUAACUAAUAUUAAAUCUAACACAAAUUAUCAAAAUGUUGAAUUUAAAAAUGAUUUCUAAAUUUGCGCCUCUUAAAUCAAGGAGUGCGGAAGUUAGCACAUUACUUAAAGCCUUACCAGCAGCAUGCAACCAGCUCCAGGGAAGGACUUACGCGGAUCAUGUCAUUCCAGACAGACUAAAGGAUAUGCCUAACAACCCUAAUCCUAGGUUUUUCGACAUGGUUGAAUAUUUCUUCCACAAGGCCUGCGUUUUAGUAGAGGAUAAAUUGGUGGAAGACUUAGGAAACGUUAAGGGAUCCAGGUUGAAUUUGGAUCAAAGAAAAGCCAAAGUAAAAGGUAUUUUAACCUUCAUGGAACAAUGCGAUCACAUUCUCGAAGUUGCAUUUCCCAUUAAGAGGGACAAUGGGCAGUAUGAAAUCAUUAAAGGGUACAGAGCUCAACAUAGCACCCACAGAACUCCGUGCAAAGGGGGUAUGCGUUUCUCCAUGGACGUUUCCAGAGACGAAGUCAAAGCUUUGGCAGCCUUGAUGACAUUCAAAUGCGCCUGUGUAGAUGUUCCAUUCGGAGGAGCGAAAGCUGGAGUUAAAAUCGAUCACAAGAAAUACUCUGAACAUGAAUUAGAAAAGAUCACUAGGAGAUUCACUUUGGAAUUGGUCAAAAAAGGAUUUAUUGGACCCAGUAUUGAUGUACCUGCUCCAGACAUGGGUACCGGCGAAAGAGAAAUGUCCUGGUUAGCCGACACAUAUGCCAAAACCAUUGGUUACCAAGAUAUAAACAACCACGCCUGCACUACUGGAAAACCCAUCAACCAAGGUGGUAUCCACGGACGUGUCUCUGCUACCGGUCGUGGAGUUUUCCAUGGUAUCGAAAAUUUCAGCAACGAGGAAAGCUACAUGCAAAAGUGUGGAUUGACAACUGGCAUCAGAGGAAAAACUGUAAUUAUCCAAGGUUUCGGUAAUGUCGGUUUGCACACCAUGAGGUACCUCCACAGGGCAGGAGCCAAAGUAAUUGGUGUUAUUGAAUACGAUGGUUCUAUCUUCAAUGAAAACGGUAUUGACCCCAAGGACCUUGAAGAUUACAGAGUUACCAACGGUAGCAUUAACGGUUUCCCUGGAGCCAAGAAAUACGAAGAUAACUUAUUAUUCCACGAAUGUGAUAUCUUGGUACCCGCUGCCACUGAAAAAGUGAUUACCAAAGACAAUGCUGACAAAGUCAAAGCUAAAAUCAUUGCCGAAGCCGCCAACGGACCAUUGACACCAGCCGCUGAUCAGAUCUUACUCAAAAAGAAUGUUCUAGUCAUUCCCGAUUUGUAUGUUAACGCCGGUGGUGUGACAGUCUCAUUCUUUGAAUGGUUAAAGAACAUCAACCACGUCUCAUACGGACGAUUGACCUUUAAAUAUGAAAAGGACUCUAACUACCAUUUACUACAAUCUGUCCAAGAAUCUCUCGAAAGGAAAUUUACCGACGUAGGAUCAAUCCCCAUCUUGCCAUCUACACCCUUCAACAAGAGAAUUGCUGGUGCUUCUGAAAAAGACAUUGUACAUUCUGGUCUCAGUUUUACCAUGGAACGAUCUGCAAAGGCUAUCAAGGAUACAUCAGAAAAGUACGGUCUUGGAUUGGACCUUCGGUCGGCCGCCUACAUCAACUCAGUGCAAAAAAUCUUCCUCACCCUCAACGAUGCUGGUUUCGCUUACUAAACAAUUUUAACCAAACUUAACCAAUCAUUUUUACAUUCCGACAAAUGUGACAUUCCAUUACGAAUAAUUUUUCAUUCUAAGUAUUAACCCAUUCCAGAAACAAUGUUUUUUAUGAUUCACAAUUUUAAUUUUUUACUUUUGUGUUUUUAUUGUACUGUUAAAUAUCAGGAUGAUUUUAUAAAAUGUAUAGGUAGAUAGAAGUUUAGAUUUCUUAUAUCAAUGACACCUUCAAGCAAAAAAUGACAUGGCAUAUGAAAUAUAACAUGAUCAAGAAUUUAAGGGUAGUUUAAAAAUAUAUUAUUUUGUUCUAAAUUUGUUCAAAAUUGAUUACCUACUAUUAGACCGUCUCGAAAUUAGAGUAUACUGAAUAUUUAAUAACAAAAAUUUUAACGCAGUGUUAAAUAUCUUUGUAGUAUUAAAAUCUCAAGAGGAUCUUCAAUCAAAGUCUCCAGAACCUAAGUAACUCAAAGUUUUAGUAUUACUCAAAUAAUUACAAUUUCUAAAAUGGGUAAGUUGAUAUUGAGGGCCUUUGUAAGCAUCAGCUUCAAGUACUACUAGUCUUUUCAAUAAUUCUCAUUUUGUUACUUUUUCACAUACCUGUUAAUAUUAAAACAUUUUAGAUACUUUAGUGUACUACAAUGUUGUUAUUACAUAAAUGGAGUAUGAAUAAUAUAUUACAGAAAAUAAUUUUCCAUUAAGAGAUCUUCAAAGAUCUUCCUACAAAGGGAAAUACCUCCAGGUGAAAUCGUCACACACAUAAGGAAAAAUCAACACAACUCACUCUGCUUUGACCUACCCUCUUGAUUUGGAGGAAUUAUAAAACGGAAUCAAAAUCAGCUUUAACUGUAGAUUUUAAGAAUAUAAUAUAGCUCUAAGGGCGGCCGUACAAGGACUGUUGAAGCAGUUUACCACUGAGCGACAUACACGGACUGCUCGAGCGGUCGUCGUUGAUAUCUGGAGCAGUCGUUGACUACUUGAGUUGUCACUUGUUGCCUUGCAACCGCUCUCGAGCUGUCAACAGCACGAUGGAUUUUCAUCGUGCUGUUGACAGUUUGAAGAGGUCGUGACUGUGCUCGAGCUGUCAUGUGUAUGUCAGCGAGUAUAGGAUUAUAGUUCACCGUGCGGUCGCUGGUUCAAGCUGUCCGUGUACUGCCGACCUAAGAUGUGUUUUCAAAGAAUAUCGGAUAUUAAGAAGAUGAAUAGAUGUACAGUGUCAAGCGAAAGAAAGAAAAUAAUAAAUUACUUUAAGCAAAUCAGACAAAAGAAGGUCAAUAUCUAAUUAAUAGGACUUAACAAUUCAAUUGGAUAGAAAUCAAAAUAGAAAAAUCAAUCCUUUAGUUUUGUGGAGUGCAUUCGUCUAUCUACCCGUCCGAAGAAUUGGUGGAACUGAAACUCUAACGUAUAGAGAAAAACUGACGACGAUUCAUAUAUAUAAAAGAGUAAUUUCAAAAGUCCUCUACCGACUAGUACAGAGGAAGAACAUAUUCAUACAUUUUCUACUUCCCACCCCUCCCCAUUUUGUAAAGGUUCGCGUUUUCUCACCUUUAUUUAAUAAAUUAAAUAACUAGGGAGAUCAUAUUUUGAGAUGGGUACUCCAAAUGAGAACGAAAACGAUAGAUUCCAAUAUUAUAACACCUUCAAGUUGUUAUAUUGAUAAAAAAAUGCUUGAAUAGCUGGACAAUCAUAAAAUGAUCAUUCAUUAUGGAUAUUGUAUAUAUAAAGCUACUUAAACCAUAAUACUCAAUUAAAUCCACGUCUGUAUAUAAUUUAUUCUUUAAAAGAUCUAAUUAUAAGAAAUCCAAUAUCUUACUACCAAAUUUUUGAAUUCUCCCUAAACUAACCUUCCCCGCUAAAGUAAACGUAUUGUACCCUAUUAUUGACACAAUAAAAUUGUAGCAAUAAUAUCCAUUCUAAAUUACUUUUAUUUAUGCAUUUAAAUGUUUGUAAAACAAUUAUUGUAAUUACUAGAUUAUUUUAUCUUUCCAGCAUCAAAUGCUGGAUCAUUUAGCGGACAUACCAUAUCAGUAAUUAAUACUUAAUUUAAAUUACUUAGUACUUCAGUAUAAAGAUUGUUUCAACA
Messenger RNA from Diabrotica virgifera virgifera (western corn rootworm), 3951 nucleotides. Its product is annotated as glutamate dehydrogenase, mitochondrial-like. Bases 210 to 1871 code for a protein of 553 amino acids. Gene Ontology annotation, biological process: L-glutamate catabolic process. Gene Ontology annotation, molecular function: L-glutamate dehydrogenase (NAD+) activity. Lineage: Eukaryota; Metazoa; Arthropoda; Insecta; Coleoptera; Chrysomelidae. Gene Ontology annotation, cellular component: mitochondrion. The transcript has 8 exons. The record is from RefSeq and is a predicted model, not a curated record.